Messenger RNA from Pollicipes pollicipes, 921 nucleotides. RefSeq lists its product as uncharacterized. The coding region runs from base 72 to 476 and encodes 134 amino acids. The transcript is spliced from 3 exons. The record is from RefSeq and is a predicted model, not a curated record. Lineage: Eukaryota; Metazoa; Arthropoda; Thecostraca; Pollicipedomorpha; Pollicipedidae.
UGGUGGCCAGACCAGACAGCAGACGAGAGUGGACUCUGGUCAGCUGCAGUGCAAGACUGUCAGUCAGCAAUAUGGGGAAACUGCUGGUCAUCGCUGCUGUUUGUGUGCAGCUGUGCUGUGCACAGUACCCGAGAUACCUUCGUUUCCCGGUUGGCAGAGGCGACGACACCAAAUGUCAUGACAAUCAGGUUGACAAGAAGUACAACAUCGGUGACGUCUGGAGCUCUCCAUUCUCUGGCUGUAAACAGAGCCAUUGCGUCAAGGACGACGGCGUUCUUUACAUUGACAGAUACCAGUGCCCGUCGGUGAGAAAGCAGGUGGACUUCAAGAAGCUGAAGGCCAACAAUCUGUUCUGCCGCGAGGCUCGGGGAGACAGGAGGAAGGAGUUUCCCGACUGCUGUGCCCGCCUUGUCUGUAAACACUACGUGGACGGCAAGCUUGUGCCGCUGCCGGCGCACAAAUAUCCCCUGCUCUAGUCAUGAAUGGGAUGGAACUACAUUUGCUGAAAUGUGAACCAAAGACGUCUGAAUAUUUGCCCGCGUGUGCACAUUUGGUGUAACCGAGUGUUGCUUUGCUGCAAGGGCAUUCAGCGCGACUCUUGUGAUAUUGGUGUAUUGUCUAUCGAUGCUAUUUUGUGCACGCAAUAAUCACUUUUUUAUUUAUUGGUCGCUUGUUGUGCUCGGCACCACUCUGAUGCUCAGGAUAAUAUACUUUCGAGCCCGGAUGACUGGAACUUCUUGUGACACCUGGGUGAAUCAUUAUCCCCAAUUUAGUCAUCCGUACACCGAUGAAACGUUUGUGGGGGCUGUCACCAGUCGUAAACAUUGUUACUAGCUCUCUUCACUCGAAACGCUGGGAAACCAGGUUUCUGAUGGAAGCGCGAAUAAACCUGGCAUAUACAACUUUGAGGCCCUGACUGAG